Messenger RNA from Chaetomium fimeti, 790 nucleotides. RefSeq names its product Skp1 family, dimerization domain-containing protein. The record is from RefSeq and is a predicted model, not a curated record. NCBI's taxonomy places the organism in Eukaryota, Fungi, Ascomycota, Sordariomycetes, Sordariales, Chaetomiaceae. The transcript has a single exon. Gene Ontology annotation, cellular component: nucleus; cytoplasm. Gene Ontology annotation, biological process: SCF-dependent proteasomal ubiquitin-dependent protein catabolic process. The coding region runs from base 97 to 633 and encodes 178 amino acids. Gene Ontology annotation, molecular function: cullin family protein binding.
CCUUCCUCGUCACCCCACAAUCCCAACUUCAACUAGCAAGCAUCUAGCGUCCAACAGCACACACUCGCAAACCACAAAGCCACAAAUACCACCAAAAUGGCUCCUGACUACGUCAGGGUCUAUAACAAAGCUAGACCCGACGGCCGGGUAUUCACCAUCGAGUGGUCGGCUGCCGAACACAUGGCCAUUUUCCGCGAUCUCAUCUUGAACUUCAGCGAAAAGCAGCUGGCGGAGGAGGCGAUUCCUAUCACGCACGAGCAGGUCAGCGACGACACCCUGGCCAAGAUGCUCGAGUGGGCUGUCGAGCACAAGGACGUGCCCAAGCCGUCGGACGACGAGCCGCAUAUACGCGACAGCGGCAUGAUUACGCCGACCGACUGGGAAAACAAGUACUUCGACGACAUCUCAGAGCAGAUUCUGUUCGAGCUGCUCCUUUUGACCGAUUACUUGGAGGUCAAGCGGCUCUAUGAGCUGGCCUGCCGGAUAGUCGGGGCCAUGACUCGGGGCAAGACGGCCAAGGAGAUCCGCGAGAUCUUCAACAUUGAGAAUGACUUUGGCCCCGAGGAGAGUGAGAUGAUCCGCAAGGAGACCGAAUUCGCGUAUGAGAGGGAUGCGGAAGAGAAUGCGUCGUAAGUUUGUGAUUUUUGACGCGCAACCUGAACCUCUUUAGGCCACUCAGACCGUACUGUAUUUAUAAGUCGGCUACGAGUGCUUGAUCAAGCUGGUAUCAACAGUAAUACCUUCCAUGGUAUGAGACUGUAAAUUGAUCCCCAAAUUACAAUAAAUAAAC